Messenger RNA from Eutrema salsugineum, 1371 nucleotides. Its product is annotated as E3 ubiquitin-protein ligase RNF34. Bases 233 to 1306 code for a protein of 357 amino acids. The record is from RefSeq and is a predicted model, not a curated record. Lineage: Eukaryota; Viridiplantae; Streptophyta; Magnoliopsida; Brassicales; Brassicaceae. The transcript has a single exon.
UAAAAGAAAAAAUAAGUCUAGAUGUUAAAAAGUUAAAUACAAUCCCAAAUCCACAGAAACAAAAAAAUCAAUCUAAUCAAAAACGAUGUUCAUCACUCUUUAAAUUCGAUGCAAGAGGUAACAUUUCCAUUUGUCAACAGAAGAAACAAUUCAUUUUGAAUAAAUUUUGUUGAGCGUUAUUUGAUCGGGUUCCGAUGAUGGAGAAAGGUUGCGGGAGACGGCGUGGGGUUAAAUGUCGGCGUUAAAGAGCCGUAGUAACUCCUUAACCGGAUUAACUUUAGACGCUGUUCUUGGUGGCGAGAUAGUUAUACCAUCAUCUCCACCGUCGCCACCGCCUUUGCCGCAAAAAUCUCUCGUACCGCACCACACAACGACCCAAACGCUUUUCGAUAUCAUACGCGAGGAAUACCAAAAGGAAGGGCACAAGGAUCGUACCACGUGGCAGAUUUUCCGUGAGAAACUCCGUCUCAAACGAACCGGUUCUGCUUGGACCUCUUCUCUUCAUAUCCCCGCCUCGGAUAUACUUAUCCACCAUCCCAAACACCUUGAACCGGCGUUCCGAUCACACUCCGCCGGUUUAACCAACGAUAAGAUCAACGCGAUUCCGAUGUCGGAUCCACCUGGUUCUUCAGGACGCCCGAUGUUCACCCGCGGAUCCUCGAUGCGGGUCGGGUCGAGUAAAAUCCCGGACGAUUCGGCUGACAUCAACAUCCUGGGAGAUGGACCACCGUCGAGGAGCUUCAAGCCGCAGCUAUCACGGCACGACUCCGUUAGAGAUCACAGCGACGGCGAGGAAGAUAACAGACGCCGUCAUCCGAUAGUCACGUUCGUGGAAGAAAGACAGAUGUCGGCGAGAGAGGCUGUCGCGGCGCAGGAAGCGGCGGAAGCAGAAGCAGCGGCGGCCGGAAGCGACGAUGAGGACGAAGACGACAACGAGGAGGAUGAUUCAGGAGAAGCGGAGGAGAAGAACUCAUCAGCAGCUCCUGCGCCGAAGCAAACGAUGUCGCUGAUGGAUCUAUUGGAAGAGACGGAUCGGCAAAUGGGAUUAACAGGAUCAAGAUACGCCAUGGACGAAGAAGACGAAUACGAAGAAGACGAAGAAGAUGAGAAUUACGAGGAAGAAGAAGAAGAUGGCCACGAAGGAGGAGAGGUUAGUUGCUGCGUUUGUCAGGUGAAAGUGAAAGGCGCGACUAACACUCCUUGCGGUCACACGUUUUGUAAGCUCUGCUCUAAGGAGCUUAUGGCUCAGAAAGGCCAUUGUCCCGUUUGCAGUAGCUUUGUCCUUGAAUUCCUCGAGAUCUUUUAGAAACCAUUUCUCUUCAAAACUUACUAUUUAUUUUUGGAUACAAUUUUGAAAAUUUUCCAUAUUUA